GGGACCCGAGCGCAGCGCCCCAGGAGGGGCAGACGUACACGGGGACAGACGGAUCUCCCGCCCCGGACCUUAGCGACGGUCGGCGCGGGCCAUGUGGGGACCCGGGGUCACGGCCGAGGGCCUGUCGGUGGCGCCGGCACCGCCGCCGCUCCUGCCGCUGCUGCUGCUGCUGGCGCUGGCGCUGGUGGCUCCCUCGCGGGGCGGCGGGGGCUGCGCGGAGCUGGCGUGCGGCGAGCGGGAGCGCUGCUGCGACGCGGCCAACGCCACCGCGGUGCGCUGCUGCAAACUGCCGCUGCACGCCUUCCUCGACAACGUGGGCUGGUUCGUCCGCAAGCUCUCCGGGCUUCUCAUACUGCUGGUGCUCUUCGCCAUCGGCUACUUCCUGCAGCGCAUCAUCUGCCCCAGCCCACGCAGGUACCCGCGCGGGCAGGCGCGGCCGGGGCCACCGGGGGGCGCCGGGCAGCCGGGGGCCGCUGGGCCCCCCGACGACGACGACGACGACUCUCCCGCGCUACUGCGCGACGAGGCGGCCGCCGGCUCUCAGGAUUCGCUGCUGGACAGUGGCGGCGGGGGCCGGGGUCGGGUAGGCGGCGGGCGCUCGGCCCCAUCCUGCGCCUCGGAGCACGAGCUGCGUGUAGUCUCGCCGGUCUUCCUGCAGCUGCCCAGCUACGAGGAGGUCAAGUACCUGCCAACCUACGAGGAGUCCAUGAGGCUGCAGCAGCUCAGUCCUGGAGAGGUCGUGUUGCCCGUAUCGGUGCUCGGCCGCCCAAGAGGUGGCGGCGCAGGGGAGUCCGACGGCGGCGGCGAGGGCCGCUUCCCGCUCAUCUGAGCGUCCGGGCCGGCGCGAGGACCAUGCGAACAGAGCUGGGCCGUGGGCUCCGGGUGGGACGCAACGGCCGAGGUAGCCUUGGCCGCCGCCAAUUGCCUCAGAGCUCGCCUGUCCCCUGGCGACUGGGAUGGGGCCACGUUACCCCUGCUUCUCCCAGGAUCGUAAGUUUCCCUACGUUUCAUUCGGUUCAAGGAAACGUUAGGCACGUGCGGCGGGGGAGACAGCAGACGAGCACGGAGCGCAACUUUGGAGGACGUCCCCGCCUCAGCCUCGCCUCUGAUUGUGUUCACUCAUAAGUGCCUGCUUCCCGAGUCAGAGAACGCAUGAGCUUCGGGAAAAGGGCAGGAACCUUUGGGAAAGAGGGGAAAGGGACGCAGUUCCACUCCUUUCCCUCCCGCCUGGACAGGUCACGGUCUCCCAGGAUGGGCGGAGGGCGAGGAGGCGAGCCGCGACUGGAGACUCCUGCGCACUGGGAGAGUCUGGGAGAGAGCAGUACUUAGGUGUGAUCGAAUCCCUCCCUUGCGGAGAACUCAAGCACGUCUUUCUGGCAAAGCAUAGUCAUGGCUGAUGGCUCACAGUUUGGUGAGGGAUGCCCGUGAGAUCCGGUUAGUUGCUGUACCUAUUCAGGAUACAGCAGUUACGCAUAUCUGAGAUCAUACUCAAGGUACCGUUGAACUUUUGAUUUUUCAAUAACUGAGAAGAUACUUAUUUGUCUUUUAUUUUUAUAUUUUUAUCAUGUAUUGAGCGCAUCUGGAGGCUGUUUCUGCAUUUAAUGACAAGAUCAUCAUCUUAGCACCUGUUUUAGGCCUUAGUGGCCCAGAAAUAUCUACACUCUCAUUAUUGUUUAAUAAAAUGUUGGACAUUAUUUCAUUUACGGCGGGAAAAAGAGGCAUGGUCAAAUGAGAAAAAAUGUGACAUUGAAAACAUGAAGGAUACCUUAUUUUCACUAUUUGAGAAGAAUAUACUUUAUUUUUAGUACUGUGGCAUAAUAUAUAACUUUUUAUAUUAACUAUACAUUAUGGAUGUAGUCUAGGUCAUAGUUUCAUGUAAAAAUGAUUGCUACAUGUAAGCCAUACCAUGAAGCAUGAUGUCAUGCCUUUCCCCUCCAUUUUUCAUUUGGAAUACAUUUCACAUGAUAGAAAACGUAAGAAUUUGUUGUGACUUGUAACUUUUGUUUAAAGCAUAAUUGUGCAGUAAUGUACUACAGAAGGAUUCAGUCAACCUAUCUUAAGAAAAAAAAGUGUCAUUGUGUCAGUUCUACCAUUCUAUUAAAUGUCCUUUAAGCAAAUGGUAAUAUGAAAUAAUAUAUUAAAAUGCAUUAUGUAUAAUGUACAUAUGCAUAUUGUCUAUGUACAAUAUACACACGGUGUAUAAUUAUUACAGUUUGUGAUUAUCAAGAAAGGAAAAGAAGGAAAAAAAAGUUUUCUCUGCUUGGGGAAGGAUGGGUACUACAUUGAGAAAAAUUACACAUGUGGAUC
Messenger RNA from Camelus dromedarius (Arabian camel), 2307 nucleotides. It is a transcript of the gene C2H3orf80, whose product is annotated as chromosome 2 C3orf80 homolog. The transcript has a single exon. Bases 92 to 829 code for a protein of 245 amino acids. The record is from RefSeq and is a predicted model, not a curated record. NCBI's taxonomy places the organism in Eukaryota, Metazoa, Chordata, Mammalia, Artiodactyla, Camelidae.